AUGGAACAGAACCACACUUAUUUUCAUGUGUCGCACUUUGUCUUCAAUGCUUUUCCUGGGUUUCAGGAUGGGACAUCAAGGAUGAUUAUCUUUGCAGUUUUCCUGAUGGGCUUCACUGCUACUUUGUUUGGAAACCUAAUUUUCUUAACUGUUAUGGUAUUAGACAACAGACUGCAUGUUCCUAUGUAUUACUUCAUUGGUAACCUUGCUGUAUUAGACCUAUUCAUCCCAUCAGCAACGAUUCCUGAAAUGUUGUACUAUCUAAUCAGUGAUGAUAACGUGAUUAAUUUUGGAUCUUGUGUUACACAAAUGACUUCCAUUAUGAUUUUUAGAAUUACAGAGAGCUGUUUGCUGGGUAUUAUGGCAUAUGAUCGUUACCAAGCUGUUUGCUGGCCACUUCACUAUCCCACAGUGAUGACCAAUAAGCAAGCUGUCAGACUGUCUGCUUGCUGCUGGGUAACAGGAAUCAUGAUGUCACUGUUUCUAGCAUCCUGGGUAUUUAUGACACCAUUCUGUGGACCCAAUAAAAUUGAUCACUACUGCUGUGAACUGAUUGCAAUUACUGCUUUGGCUUGUGCUGAUGUUACUGUACAAGAUGCAAUUAAUUUUGUGGGUGCUAUGAUUGCAACAUCAGUGACUCUGUUAUUCAUUGGUUUUUCAUAUGGAAAAAUUGGUGUCUCAGUGCUUAAAGUUGCCUCCUCCCAAGAAUGCUGGAAAGCCUAUUCCACUUGCACCAGCCAUCUGUUUGUCAUUACCAUUUUCUAUCUAGUAGCAGCAGCUGUGUUUAUUUCUUACAGAGUUCCUGGAUUCUCCAUUGAUGCACGAGUAUUGGCUGGUGUGGUGCAGAACAUUCUGCCCCCAUUGGUUAACCCAUUGAUUUAUUGUCUCAAAACCAAAGAGGUCAGGGUCAGUUUACUCAAGAGUCUUAAGAGAAUGACAGUUGUAACUAACAGAAUUUGA
Molecule: messenger RNA, 960 nt
Organism: Protopterus annectens (West African lungfish)
Lineage: Eukaryota; Metazoa; Chordata; Ceratodontiformes; Protopteridae
Product: olfactory receptor 10A3-like
Exons: 1
Coding region: 1-960 (319 amino acids)
Biological process (GO): G protein-coupled receptor signaling pathway
Cellular component (GO): membrane
Molecular function (GO): olfactory receptor activity; G protein-coupled receptor activity
Source: RefSeq, a predicted model, not a curated record